Messenger RNA from Acanthaster planci (crown-of-thorns starfish), 2848 nucleotides. It is a transcript of the gene exosc5, whose product is annotated as exosome component 5. Lineage: Eukaryota; Metazoa; Echinodermata; Asteroidea; Valvatida; Acanthasteridae. Gene Ontology annotation, molecular function: RNA binding. Gene Ontology annotation, cellular component: nuclear exosome (RNase complex); cytoplasmic exosome (RNase complex); nucleolus. The record is from RefSeq and is a predicted model, not a curated record. Gene Ontology annotation, biological process: poly(A)-dependent snoRNA 3'-end processing; U4 snRNA 3'-end processing; nuclear mRNA surveillance.
ACAACACAUUUUGAAACUUAAAUUUGGAAUAUUUUUAAUAUUUUAUUUAACCCAUACCUGCAAAGAGUGGUAUAACCGCAUGCCCUUGGAUAUUGUAAUAACACGUGCAUUUUCCCUGGAUAUACAAUUAAAAUUUCAAUUUUUUAGUAUGAAUUCAAGCGAUUUAGACGUCGAUCCAGAAUUGCGAGCAGCCAGUAGUGAGCAGAGUUUGUUGUCCAGGCCAGAUGGGUCAGCAACAUUUACACAAGGAGACACGUCAGUGAUGGCAGCUGUCUAUGGCCCUGCCGAUGUGAGGCUGAAUAAAGAAAUCAUUGACAGGGCUACAGUAGAGGUCAUCUACAAGCCCAAGUCCGGCAUGCCUGGCAUCAGAGAAAAGUCUAAAGAGCAGCUCAUUAGAAACAGCUGUGAGGCGGUCAUCCUAACAACCCUACAUCCAAGGUCCUCCAUCACCAUAGUAACACAAGAGAUACAAGACUCUGGAUCUCUGUUGUCUUGCUGUGUCAAUGCCUCCUGCAUGGCCUUGAUGGAUGCUGGUAUUCCAAUGAAGUGUCUGGUUGCCGCCGUCACAUGUAUGCUCGACAGUGACGGGAGGUUGGUACUAGACCCGACCGACAAACAAGCAAAGGAUGCCCAGUGUUUAGCUUCCUUUGCUUUUGACAGUCGACACAAAAAAGUCAUCACUUCAAGUUUUCAAGGCUCAUGUACAGUACAAGAGUAUCAGUCUCUCCUGGCGUCUUGCCAGACAGCCAGUCAGAAAGUGUUUGACUUCUAUCGGACCUCAGUGGAGCAUAGACUGACCAAAUCAUGAUGCACACCUUCUCCUGUACUUCCAUUCAUUGUACUCGUCUCUUCUGGCAUCUUGUCAGACAGCCAGUCAGAAAGUGUUUGACUUCUAUCAUCCUCAGUCGAGCGAAGACUGAGUCACAUGUCAUCUCUUGUGGUCCAAGUUAUUGGGGAGGGCCUGUCUCCUUGGAUCCCCAGAUGGAGUAGUCUCAGACUGUCUCUUCACCCAUGAGUCGCCCUGGGAUUUCAGUUUUGUCUGUCGUGACGGUUUUUCUGACGUGGCCUGAUCAGUACUGAUGAAGUAAUUCAAAUGCAGAAAAGAAACCCAGCUGAUAUAAAUAAAACAUGGAGGAUAGAUGUGGACUGUUGAAAUUUUAAUGGGGACUCCUGAAAUAGUGUCGCCUCCUUUGUGGGUGAACAUUUAGCAGAAACCCUGAAUGACAGUAACAUACCACAUAUCAGAUCACUGAAACUGCCUUUGCGAAGUCAAGAGAGUGCCUCUGUAAACUACAUCUUCAUGUGACAUGUUGCCACGUCAUCUUUGGAAAUGCCAUGUGGGCAUGAAUUUUAUUGGCUCUGUGUCUUUAUGCUUCAGGGAUUACAUGAUUGAUGGAGCUGAUGAUAAUGGACCAAGGCAAAGGCUCCUUGCCAGUUCUAUUCUCAUUCAGAUAUUCCCUUUUUGUGUAAAAGUCAAAUCUAGACCAAUAGUGUAUAUUUUUCGUACGAUUCAGCAAUUUUGACUUUUCUUAACUGGAGUCAAAUCCCAUUGAUAAGAAGUACUUCGGACUUUGCAUAUUACCUUGUCAUGAAAGGAACCUUGUGCAAGUAUUAUCAGUAAUGAAAAAAAGCAAGCGAUUAGGACCCAAAAGCUUUCCUUGUUGUAUUAAAGGAGAAUGUUGUAUCAACAGUGCUCAUAUUGACAACGUUCCAGUGUACUCUCUGGUCAUAUCUGCUGUAAGUGAUUCUUGUGUUUCAGACUUUGGUCCAGUUUGUUUUGGAUCCAAACCUCGAUCAGUACUCCAUCAUUGAUUCACUGACACCAGAACCAGCCUGAUGGAUGGAGUGAACCAGCGAUGGGAUCACUGAUCAAUAACCAGAUCUGUGGGAAACAAACAGGCCCUGUAUUAUCCUUUAUGGCAGUUGGCACAGUUGAGCAGCUUUGCAUGUGCCAGUGUAGAGUGAAGUUCUUUAAUCUAGCCUCUCGUGUGACACGUUGCCAUGUCAUCUUUAGAAAUGCCAUGUUUCCGCAAGUUUUAUUGGUUCUGUGUCUUUGGUCGUUUUCAAAACCCCCCAUUCUUGUGUGGGAUGAUCACAAGAACUGCAUGUCAAAUGGGGAGAAUCAACACAGGAACAUUGUUCACGAACAAGAUUCUCACUCCCUACUUACUUGGGAGUGGAUGGAGAACGUCAAGAACAAAGAUGGCAGACAUUCACACAUACCGCAACUUAAUGUUCAUUAUAUUACAUAAAAUAGGAAACACUCACAACAAGGAAAACAUAACCGAAGGCUUAUACACAUGGCUGUAGGAGAGAAUUUACCUUAACCAUUUUAUAUGGAGAUUUUGGGAUUUAAUUUAUGCUAAGAUCAAUCAAUGUCAUGUCAUCGUCUUAUUUAGUGUUAGAAUGGCGACUGCUAUAUUGAAUUUUAGCGCAGCUGCACUCGCUUUGUACUUCGGCGAUCGUAAUCAAUGACCUGAGAACACUAUUCGUGAGAGGGAUUAUGUGUUUGAUGGAGCCGAUGAUAAUGGACCAAGGCAAAGGAUCCUUGCCAGUUUUAAAUGUGAUUAUUUAAAACCACUCAGUUAUACUCUUUCAUAGCCCUUUCAUGUAAAAGUCGAAUCUAAGACAAAAGGUUAUAGCUUUCCUAUGAUUCAUCAAUUUUAACUUAUUUUCUUAAAUACAGUCGUGUCGCAUUAAUAAAAGUCUUUUGAACUUUGCAGAGUACAUUGUUAUGAAAGAGACCUUGUUAUAUCGGGAAAACAAUGAAAAGUAAGCUACUGGGAUCCUAAAAAUGACCUUGUUGAAAGCAGAAUGUUCUAUUAACAGUGCUCUUGUCAACAAGGUA